Messenger RNA from Gymnodraco acuticeps, 2883 nucleotides. RefSeq lists its product as uncharacterized. The record is from RefSeq and is a predicted model, not a curated record. The transcript has 2 exons. NCBI's taxonomy places the organism in Eukaryota, Metazoa, Chordata, Actinopteri, Perciformes, Bathydraconidae. Bases 354 to 2519 code for a protein of 721 amino acids.
UAAUUUACAGCAAUAUUGCGAGUUCUCUGUGUAACUUAACUUUCAUGUAUGUUGAUUGGUCUCUCAAUUUUUCACAGCAAUUUGUGACUGCAAAAGUUCCUGUGGCGGCUGUCCGACCGCAAGAGUGUCCUGUCUAACCGUACCUGUGUCUGCAAUCCAACUUCAUCAGUGAGCAAUUUGUGACUGCAAAAGUUCCUGUGGCGGCUGUCCGACCGCAAGAGUGUCCUGUCUAACCGUACCUGUGUCUGCAAUCCAACUUCAUCAGUGAGGUAAAAGGUGUCAUCUGCCAUUCUCAAGUUCAUGAUUGAAAUGUUUUUUUUAUUUUUUGCUGGUGAUUUUGUUUUGGUGGGCAAAUGUGGAGGUGUAAGGAGUGUAGUGAAUCUCUUUCUGGUAGAUAUGAGUUACUAAAGCAUUUUAGACUACAGCACCGGCAUAGGCAACGCUAUCCAUGCCCACACACAAACUGCCCAUGUACAUUUAAGACAUGGAAUGCUUUGCACAUUCAUUUAAAUAGAGCCCAUCCCAAACAAAACUCUCAGGAGCAGCUGGAGUUGUCAAUAUUCAGUUGUCAUUUGUGCACUUCGAGCGAUCUUCCUACGGAGAGGGAUUAUUUUGUACACAUUGGAACUCAUUUUAAGAGUCAUGAGACUGUUCCUUGUAUGUUUGUGGGUUGCAGUUUUGAAACAAAUAUAUACGCAACAUUUCACUCUCACAAAAACAGGAAACACAAACCGCAUACGUUGAAAGAUUUCAAGCCAGGUGUAGUUAGAACCACUCUAGUUGCACAAGAAUCCUCUGAUAAUCCUGUGGAAUACGCACAUAAUCAAGAUGACUCUGCAGUUGAAGUACACAGUGCUUGUUCAAGUAGUGAUGUGGAUGUAACUCAGAACUCUUCCAAAGUAAUUGAGAAAAACUUUGCUGCAUCGUUGCUCAAAUUAGAGCAUUUUGCACAUGUGCCGGGUACAAAAAUUGAUGAGUUUUUGGAAGAACUGCACUACUUAAGUUCAGCAACAUUGCCCCUCUCCAUUGACAUUCUUGAAGGUGUAUUUCAGAAACAUAGUCCCACAACUGAUAAGUCUGUGAUAACAGAAGUAGCCACUGCUCUCUGCGCAUCAAACCCUUUGCUCAAAGCCAUAGGGAAGGGUGGUCCCCUAAGGACAUCUUAUCUCCGCAAUCAGUAUUACAAAGACAGCUUUAAUGUUGUAGAACCCAUAGAGUACAUACUUGAUGCCAAGGAAAAAAGGAGUUUUCAGUAUGUGCCUGUACUCAAGUCUUUGCAGCAGCUCUUUCAGAGGAAAGAUGUUGUAGACAAAGUGGUUGAAAACCACAGAGUGCAGCAGAGUAAUAGGGGGACUGGUGAACAACAGACUUACAAAUCUUCCCAGGAUGGUUCACACUUCAAGGAAAACGGUUUUCUAUCAGGGGAUGACUUGAGAAUUUUGUUGACUAUAUACAUAGAUGACUUUGAGAUUUGCAAUCCUCUGGGUACUUCUCGCAAGAAGCAUAAGCUUUGUGGAAUCUACUGGACUUUGAGUAAUUUGCCUCCAGGCUCACAUUCAUCACUAUCCUCGAUUUACCUGGCGGUCUUGUGUAAAACUGAUGAUGUGAAGAAGUAUGGUUAUGACCGUGUCUUACAUCCUCUUCUUCAAGAUAUGAUAACUCUAGAACAAGUUGGUGUUUUCAUUCCAUUGCUUGGCAGAUGUCUUAAAGGCACCAUUCAGGUUGUUGCGGCAGACAACCUGGGAGCUCACAGUAUAGCUGGUUUCAAUGAGAGCUUUUCUGGUGGAUAUAUCUGCCGAUUUUGCACAGCAACAAGUACAGACAUUCAAACAAAAGAGGUAAAGUCAGGUGCAUUCAGUCUAAGGACAAAAGAACUCCAUGACUCUCAUGUGAAAUCAGCGCAGGAGAAUGGGGCAAGCUGUUUUGGGGUGAAAAGACAUUGUUCCAUCACUCAAUCUCUUGACCACUUCAGUAUUCACACGGGUUAUCCUCCAGAUAUUAUGCAUGAUAUUUUUGAGGGGUUAGUGCCAGUAGAGCUUGCACGUUGUUUGGCAUUGCUAAUAUCUAAGAAAUAUUUCAAUCUUGAAACCCUCAACAAAUCUAUCCUGCAGUUCCCUUAUAAGUGGGCAGACAAAACAAACAGGCCACAUGUGAUCCCACACACAUUUUCUAAAAGAAAAACAAUAGGUGGGAAUGCCCAUGAAAAUUGGGCUCUGUUGAGACUACUCCCAUUCAUAAUUGGGCAUCUGGUGCCUGAGGGUGAAAUUGCAUGGCAAAUACUGUUGGACUUAAAAGACAUUGCAGAGCUUGUGGUUGCUCCAAGACAAACAGAUGAGUCAAUUGCCUAUCUUGAGGGCAAGAUUUCAGAGCACAGACAAAAGUACCAAGAACUCUUCCCUGAUGUGCGACUGCUACCAAAGCAUCAUUAUCUGGAGCACUAUCCACAACUGAUCAGGAUGUUUGGUCCUCUUGUGGGCCUCUGGACCAUGCGUUUUGAGGCCAAGCACAGUUUUUUUUAAGCAGGUUGCGCGACACACCAAUUGCUUUAAAAAUGUGCCCCUCUCGCUAGCUACUAAGCAUCAGCUAAUGAUUUCCUAUCAACUGGUAUCAUCCAGUUUUGAUGAAGCUGCCCUGGAAAUCACAAAGGUCUCAACAGUGCCUUUGGAUGUAUUGAAACAAGAAAUAGCUCAGACUAUUGCCCAGAACUUCCCUGGUACAACUGAAGUUCACUUAACAAAGUGUGUGUCAAGCAAAGGGGUAACAUUCAGAAAUGGGAUGAUAGUGGCUCAUGGGUCUACAAGUGGACUGCCUGACUUUGGAGAGAUUCUUCAGAUUUGCAUUGUACAGGAGAGACUAUGUUUCAUGGUGUUACGGACGACAGUC